CGGCCACAACAACAACAACUGCAAAAUGGCGGGGCCCAUGGAAGUGGAGAUUUCCAAAAUUUUAGAAUCAAAUGACUUUUCUUCGGUCCAAGAAGAAGCAAAAAGUAAAAUUUUAAGUUAUAUUUCAAGAAAACAUAAAGAAGAUGAAGAUGUACGAGCUAAUUUAACGAAACUACGUGUAAAUUCAGAGCAACAAUAUUGUGACAUAGAAAAGCAACUUAUAACCAGUAAUGAAAAGUUGAAGGAAGAAUCUUCAGCCAAUGAGCAGUUAAGACAACAGAUUGCAGAACUAGAGAAAAAGUAUAAUGAGGCUUCUCAGAAACUUCGGGGUUUGGAAGACACACAGGAAGGAAAUCUCUCAACACAGUUACGGUUAACAAAAGUCAAUGAGCAGUUGGAAUGUGAGAAGAGAGAAUUUGUUAUACUCCUAGAAAAAAGAAACAGAGAAAUCGAUGAUUUAAAUGACGAGAUGAAGAAGAUGUCGAGGAAGUUGUCGGAGAUGAACACAGCGAAAUGUGAGGCUAUUGCUAAAUUUGACGAAGUCAGGAGUGGAGAAAUCAACAAAGAAUUCCAGGUUAAGAGAUUAGAGCAAGAAGUACAGAACUUACAGAAACAGAUUGACUGGCUAAACAAUGAUGCUACAGAGAAAAAUAAAGAACUGAUGGCUGUCAAACGGGAAAAGUCCAGCAAGGUACUAGAGAUACAAUCAGAACUAGAGACGAAGACAGAGGAAUGUAGUAUACUUCAAACAACAGUCGAGUCCUUGAGGAAAACUAAUUCUGAACAAUCUCAGAGGAUUGAGACCUUCAUACAAAGAAUAAAAGAUAUGCAAGACAAUUCAAUACAGUCAGAAGAAAAGUUUAAACAAGAAAUCAAUGCCCGGGCCAAUCUUGCUGAACUGUAUAAGGGAAAAGCUGAGGAGAAUGAGGCCCAGGCCAAAGAGCUGUUUAGUGCAGUCACAGAACUCCGGAAAAUGCUCAAGGAGGCUGCUGAUGCCCAUACAGAUAUGGAAAAUGAAAAAGAUGAAGAAAUACAAAAAGUCAGGGAUGUGUUGGAUCAAAAAGACAAAAGAAUAGAGAGAUUGGAACAAGAGCUUGUCAAUGCCAAUGAGCUGCUAUCUGCUAUGAAAUCUAAAGGAAUGAGUGAGGAUAAAGUAGAAGCCAUGUUCCCAACAGCCGCGGCCACUAGUAAAAUGUUAAAGUCUGGUAUGACCUUGACCCAGAUAUAUAAUGAAUAUGUACAGGCGACCGAUGCUCUACAGUUUGAAAAGGAUGAGAACAAACGACUAAAUUCAUACCUGGAUCAAAUACUUCAGGAGAUAGAUGAGAAGGCACCAAUGUUGAAGAAACAGAGGGAAGAUUAUGAGAUAGCCUUGAAGAGUAUCGACCAGAUGACCAGACAGCUAGAUGCUGCUAUGUUGGACUGCCAAACAUUACGAGCUGAAACUGACGAGAGUCACCGAAAGUCGUCACAUCUGACACGGGAGAACCAAAAACUGCAACAGCAAAUCAGAGAUCUCUCUGAGCAGGUGAAGUACUUGGUGAAAGAGAUGGAAGAGGUUAAAGGUGGGCGUGUAGUGAAAGAUGAUGGAUCUUCCCCAGAGAUUAGCAGUUCUUCCAGGCUCAUAUCUGACAGGCUUGUUACCUUCAGGAACAUUGAUGAGUUACAAGAACAGAACCAGAAGUUACUGGCGGUGAUCAGGGAGCUGUCUGAUAAACAAGAGGAGGAGGAGAACAUGGCUGUAGAUGCUAAAACAAAGGAACUAAAAGAACAAUUCGAGCAGGCCCAGGAAGAACUGGCAGAAUUAAAAGAUUCUAGGUUACGGCAGUCAGAAAUGGUGGAAUCUAUUGUGCGACAGAGAGAUAUGUAUAGAAUACUUCUUCAGCAAGCCAAUGCUUCCCCUACACCAGAUAUGAGUUUGUCACGCCCUGGAGAAAUGAAGAGUCCCGUUAAAUUACAAAAAAGUCCCGGUCCAGACGCUAUGGAGAAGAAGUUGGAUGAAGCCAAUAAAGCAUUGAAACAACAUCAGAUGGAGUUUAUGUCAUACAAAAAAGACAAAAUGGAAAAUGAUAAGAUUAUGAAAGAGCAGGUAGAUAAGUUAAGACAGGAAGCCACAGAUCUACGUCUGCAGAACGCUAAACUUUCAUCACAGCUGGAAUUUGCUGCAGAGAGGAAUAAAGCUGCCGUGAGUAAUACCGAGGGUUACAAGAAAGAGAUAGCCGUGUUGAGAGACAAGCUUCAGAAAUAUACAGCCUCCGUUGCUAAACACGAACAGACCAGUAACUCACUUAGACAGGAGCUGAUGGCGGCCCAGGAGCAGAUAGCGAAGGCCGAGGCUCGUGUUGAAAAUCUCCGAGCGGAGAAGGACCUGAUCAGAUCCUCAGAACAGAGAGUGAUGAUUGAGCUUGAGUGUAUACGUAGAGAGAGACAGACACAGACCAUGUUGAUGGCUAAUCUACAAGCAAUACAGAAUAAUUUAGAGAGAAAUGAAAAGGAAACAAAGAAUACUUUAGGAAAACAAAUCGAGACAUUAGAUCGUGAGAAAACAUUUUUAAAGAAGAGAUUAGAAACAGAGGACAGACAACAUUCAGCAAUGACCAAACAUUGGGAGCGACAAGUACAGGAGUUGAGAGGUCAGUUAGAACAAGAAUUAAAAAGUCAUCAGAAUACAAAGAAUCAGAUAGAACCCAAAGAAAAAGAAUUAAAGGAAACAAGAGAAAAGAUUAAAAUGAUCUCAACAAAGCUGGCUGAUGCUGAAACUAGACUGGAAACUCUAACAUCUGGCACAGGUGGGGAUAAGGGUGAUGAAUUGAAGGAAUUGAGAGUUAAUCUUGAGCAAUCUCGUGCAGAGGUCACAAGUCUACAGACCCAGUUACAGAAGGCCAAACAGCACACUGAACAAUACAAAACAAUGGCGGAAAGUUUACAACAAACUAUAGACCAACAGAAUCAGACUAGUGAACAAUUUAAGACUACAUUAGAAGAAAGGCUACGAGAAGUAGAAGAAGAACGUCGUCAUCUGUCAUCACAAAUUGAUAGUCUCGAAGCAGAGAGACAAGACCUACUGAAUGAGAACAUGAGAAUUACAGAGGAGAGCCAAAAAUUGAAUGCAGACUUGCUUAAGAAGCUUGCUGAAGUUGAGAACGAACUUCAUGCAGUGACCGACAGACGGGAAACAGCCAUAGCUCUGGAGAUGUCGGCUAAACAAGAGUGCGAGAACCAGACAAAACUUGCAGCAGACGCUCAAGACAAGUACGAGCGUGAACUGAUGUUACAUGCCGCAGAUGUCGAGGCUCUUAGUGCAGCUAAGAAACAACUGGAAGGAUUUAAUGAAAAACUGCGAGAGAAAGAUGAACAGGCUAAAAUCGCAGAAGCUCAAUUGAAAGAGUUUAAGACAUCAUCAGAAGAGAGGGAGAAGAUGUUGAAGGAGGAGAGAGACAAAAUGGCUGCCAGGGUGAAGGAUUUGGUGCAGGAAACACAGGCCCUUCAUCAACAAAUGAACAAGUUGAGUAACCAGGUGGUUUCAGUUCAGGAGAGAGCGGCUGCCACACCCAGGAAGUAUGGAGGGGCAACUCAAGCCCAGGAUGAUAGCUCAAAAUCCUCGGAACAACUUCUUGAAGUUGUAAGAUAUUUAAGAAAGGAAAAGGAUAUAGCCGAGGGCAAGUUAGAUGUUGUAGAGACAGAGUGUUCCAGACUGAAACAACGAUGUGACAAUCUAGAGAAACAGCUCGAAUCUGUGAACACUCAGUUGUCAGAGGAGAGGGAACAGAGACAGGCCGAGACACAAACUGCAGCGCAACAUGCUGAGUUGAUGCACAGAGUAGAGUCAUACAACCUGUUACAUGAUAGUAAUAAACUACUGAGAGAAGAAAGGGAUCAUGCACAGUCUCAACUUUCCCAGGCCGAGGCUAAGCUAUCAAAACUUGAGGAAACGAUCCGACCUCUACAAACAGAAAUCCGUGAACUACAAUCCCAGCGAGAUGCCCUGGCUAUAGAUAAAAAGUCGAUAUUAUCCGAGGUGGAGAGAUGGCGUAACAGAACCAAUCAGCUUAUAGAACAAUCGCACAAAACAGAUCCUGAAGAGCAUAAACGGCUCAUUCAGGAGAAGGAAGAAUUGAGAAAGCAGGUGAUCAGUAUUACAGAGGAUUUACAUAAAGCAAAGGCAGACGUAACAAAGGCAGGAAUUGAAGUAGCAAAAUUACAACGACAGAUAUCACAGCAAAAGGAAGAAUUCAACAAACAAACUGAGGAGAUGAAGGCAGAACAUGAGAGAGACAAUGCUGAGAAGGCCAAAACUAUUGUACAGUUGAAGAGAGUUGGUAGAAAGUACAAGGACCAAGCCGAGGCCACCACCAAGGAGUUUGAGGAGUACAAGGCUAAACAAGAGAGUGUAGAACAGACAGAAAAACAGACAGAGAAACAAUUUCAAGCAAAUGCUGAGAAAAUCAAAGAGUUAGAACAGACAAUAAAAGAAAUGGAGGAAAAUUUGAAGACAGCAAAGAACAGUAUUGUUGAGAUGACAGGCAAGAACACCAUAACUGAAAACAAGUUGAAAAGUGUGGAAACUGCUAAUCAAACUCUAGAAAGCAACUUGAAGGAAUUGGAGGAGAAAAUAAGGAAUGCUGAGCAAACAAUUAUCACAGUGAGAGCAGAGAAGGAGGAUAUAGAGCAAAUGAUCGGACAGAAAUCACAACAACAAGAAGUUGAGUCGGCCAAAAUCUUACAACUACAACAGCAAAUAAACAAGCAUAGUGAAGAUUUCAAUAAGUUAAAAGAGGAGAAAUCCGAGGUUGAGAAGAAGUUGACAAAAGCUCACCACAUGCUCCAGUCGGCCAAGACAAGACUGCAGUCAUUGAAGGAGACCAAUGACAGACUGACCAGUGAUAGGUUGGAGAUGAGGAAACGAAUAUCUGAACAUUCUUCAAAUACUUCUCUUGCUGACGAGACAGAGGGUAUGGAAAGUCGAGUCAAGGAGCUGGAGUCACAGAUAGAUACCUUGAAACAAGAAGUCACUUCUAGAGAUAAUACCAUUGCUGAACAACAGAAAAAUAUGCAGCAGUUACAAAAUAAGUUAGAUAGUCAGAAGCUUGCUCCGUCACAGCCAGCAGCUCAGGUGUCAAGGUCAGGGGGAAGUGUCGCCCCUGAUAGGACAAGUUCCUCACCAUCAGAACCACCAAAGACUGCGAACAUUCGCCCUAUAGCCUCUAGUCCGGCAAGUAUCAAGCCUCAGACAGUUCCAGUACAGCCUCAGUCAGCCGCCUCUAAGGUGAUGGCUAGCAUACGACCCAUGGCUAUUGCCGCUACUUCUGUGUCCACCAUUACAACUGGUACACCGACGGCAACAGUGAUGCCUACAACAGCUAUUUCUCAACAAGAAGUUCCAGAAGAAGAAGUUUUAGCACCAGUACAGCAGUUGUUCCCACAGUCUACAUCAGUUGGGGGCAGACCUACACAACAAGUUCAUAGAGUCAUUCCUACUCAAGAGUCCACAAGUGUUGAAAGCUUGCCAGAGAGUACCACAGAGACUGUGGUGGUUGAACCUGUACAGUCCACUUCCAGAGAAACUCCUGUGGUUGCCAUGCAACAAUCUGUUAAACGUCAGAGAGAGGAAGUUGAGAGCCCUGUAGAUGAUACUGUUGUCAAGAGAACUAGAGUUUCUACAUCAGAGCCUGAUUCCAGUGAGAUACCAGAAAUAACGAUAUCUGAGGUAGCGCCCCAGGAGGCACCAGAAGAUGUACAAGAGGCCGCAGAAGGUGAUGCAGACCAGGAACCCGAGGAAACUGAGGCUCAAACUCAAGGGGAGGACACGGAGGAAGGAAGCCAGUUACCAGAGUCUGACCAACAAGUAGAAGAGCAAGCUGAGGGUGAUGAAAUGCAGGACGAGGAAGGUAUGGGUCAGGAACACAGAGUUAGUAGAGAGAUGCAGGAAGAUGAUGAUGAUGACGAGGCUGUCAUUAUUGUAGAAAGUGAAGAUGAGGAAGAUCAGGCUGAAGAGGAUGGUGAUGAUGAGGAAGAUGAUGAUGAGGAGGAGGACAAUGAUGAUGAUGAAGAAGAAGAUGAUGAUGGUGAUGAUGAUGAUGAUCAAGAAGGAAUGGAGUAUGGAGAUGAAGAACAAGUACAGGAAGGGUUUGAUGUUGGACAGGGGGAUGUAAAUGAGAUGAAUGAACAAGGUUACACAGAUGAAGGAGGUGAUAUGCAGUCAGGAGGACAGAAUCAGGAUGAUGACGAUGUUGUUAUUAUAGAUGAGGAUGAUGAUGAUGAGGGAGACGCUGGUGUUAUGGAUUCCCAGGAACCAGACUCACUGCCUGCAAGCCAGUCUAGCAGUCAGACCAGUCAACAGUCACUGGUUCCCCCAUUACAACCUCUCAUGCCACCUGAGAGACAAUUGUCUACUGGAGGGAGGAACCAGCUUACACCUUUCAUGAUUGGGGCAACUGGUGCAGGAUUUGAAGUUGACCUUGAUGAUUGUACAGUGCCAAGUACCCCUACGCUAAAUGUACCACGUAGAAUGGAUGGUUUUGCUGAGGCUGUCAGUUCCCCACAGGUGUCACAAAGGUUUAUAUUCGGCAGUGGAGGCAGUGAACAGAACCUGUCUUUGAUAGAAGCCGGGGCAGCUCUAGGAAUGGGUAUGGACGACACACGCAUGGAUUUGUCUCAGUUAGAAGAAGGAUCUGGCCGCAGUGUACCCUCCACACCGCUACACUCCACUGCCCCAGUUACUAUUAUAACUGAAGCAGCUGAUACCAUUCCAAGCCAAUCAGAAACAGCUGUUACAUCUGUCAGCCAAUCAGAACUAGGGACACAGGAGGAGGCGGAGUCUGGUUUAGAACAGUUUGAUGAAGGCGGUGUUACUGUAGAUUUAGAAGGUGAGGAGUUUGAGGGUGAACAGGGUGAAGAAGACUCACAGGAAGGGCUUUAUGAUCAGAGUCAAGAUACCGAAGACCGAACUCAGUCAGAAACAGAGAAAGAAGAAUCUGGUGAUGUUGAAGCCAGUUCAAGCAAGGAGGAUGUUCCUGUAAGCUCAAGUACAGACCGACAAACAGAUGCUUCAAAGCCCAAAAUUCAGAAGAUAAUUUGGGAUGCUCCAGCGCCCAGUCAGACCACAGUCAGCCCUGUAGUAAAUGUCAGCUCCCCAAUUCCAACUGUCACACAGAUGGGUCAACAGCAACAAUAUAGACAAAGUCGAGGAGGUCCACAGAGGGGUAUACCCACCAGAGGAGGAGGCUUCCAGAGGGGUCAAAGGCGACCAAUGAGAAGUCGUGGUGGAAUGAUGUAUCAAAGAAGACCUCCGAUGUAUUGAGAUAAACUUUCAUUAAUGAAUUCAAAAGUUUGUGGAGUAAAUUAUGAGUAAAAUUCAAAAGUUGAUGCAAACAAUGAUAAAAAACGAUUCAAAAGCUUGGGUAAAGUCGACUUUUCUCAUAGUGCUUUUUCACACAAUCAGUUGUUGUGAGAGAAAAAAGGUCAUUUGGAUUUUUGUUGAGAGAAAAAAAUCAUGGAUUUUUUGGACUAUCAAGUCCAAAGUUUGAAACUAAGACAACUUAUUGUGUACAUGGAUCAAGUUUUUUAGUUUUGACAGAAUUUUUGCUGGGAAGAGUGUCUUCAUCAAUACAUGUGUACAUGUAUUCAUUUUGUUUUACUUCAUACUUAUUUAAACAAUUCAAAACCUUUUUUGAGAUGAUUUUCAUUUACAUGUGAAGUAAAAUUCCACAUAUACAUGUGAAUGAUGAGAAUUAAAUGGAAAAAUAAUUGUUUUCGUGACAUUGAAAUACAUGUAUCGUUUCAUUUCAUAUAUGAAUGCUAGCGUAAUUUCAUGAUGAAACACGUCCAUUUCAUAUGUCAUCUGAUAAUCACUAUACAAUUACUGAAAGUGCUGUACUCCCUUGGAUCAAUGUUUUGUUGGAUGUAAAGUAAUGUUAUAGGUGUAGUGGUACAUGCAGAUUGUUUAUUGAUACAUAAUGUGUUCACAUUGCUAUGUUAAACAUCUCAUUCUGUUUGAAAUGCAAGCAUCAAUUAAAGUGAUAAAUUUUU
Molecule: messenger RNA, 8028 nt
Organism: Ruditapes philippinarum (Manila clam)
Lineage: Eukaryota; Metazoa; Mollusca; Bivalvia; Venerida; Veneridae
Product: nucleoprotein TPR-like
Exons: 59
Coding region: 26-7300 (2424 amino acids)
Biological process (GO): mRNA export from nucleus; protein import into nucleus
Cellular component (GO): nuclear pore
Molecular function (GO): structural constituent of nuclear pore
Source: RefSeq, a predicted model, not a curated record